Molecule: messenger RNA, 11254 nt
Organism: Schistosoma haematobium
Lineage: Eukaryota; Metazoa; Platyhelminthes; Trematoda; Strigeidida; Schistosomatidae
Product: Alpha-adducin, variant 3
Exons: 6
Coding region: 3003-4097 (364 amino acids)
Cellular component (GO): postsynaptic density; plasma membrane; cytoskeleton
Molecular function (GO): actin filament binding
Source: RefSeq, a predicted model, not a curated record
CCAUUUAUUGUUAUUGUCAUCGUAAUUCAGUAAAAUUAGGUCAUUUUCAAUUGUUUUUAAAUCUGCAAGCUAUUUAGCGAACGCAAUGUCUUGUUAUGUAUAUAUAGUAAGUUCACUUAUUCCUUGAUUUUUUCGUAUUUUUUUAUUUGUAUCAAUAAUGUACGCUUCUUAUAUAGUAAUAAUUUCGACCUCAUCUGAAACAUCGGUCAGCCAGUCAGCUGCAACGUAGCUGAAACAUGGAUGUGAUUGUGUUGGCCUUUAGUUAAAUUAAAAACAACGGCAGAUUUAUUUAUAUGUUGAAAGGAAACAUUUACACAGAAUUCGGUAAAGCUAGUUUGUUAGUUCCCCGUCCUAAAACAGUAUUUUUUAAAAAUGAGCUACGAUAUGUCCAGUAGAUAUGGUUAUGUAUGGUCGGAUUCAAAUUGAUGAUCCAUAAACACAGCGACCAAUUGCUCCGUAUUCUUCUCUGAAACCAAACCCCUAGCAAUUCAGAGAUUGUGUAGUCAUUCUUCUGAAGUCUGGAACUAUGGAACGGUUAUAUUACAGAUAUGUUUUGUAACUGCUAUGUUUGAAGAGAUUACGAUAUCACCUGAACCGGCGAGCGGAACGAAGAUCAGCAACACAACAACAGGACAGGGUAAACUAUUCCACUACACUCCAGCGCAGCUAACUAGAGAGAGAAAACCAGAUUCAGCCGAGAGGAAAUGUACAUGUAUUCCACAAGCAACUCAGAGGCACGAACGAACAAACAAACAAUACAUGCGUAUAUAUAUAGCACAAAAAUGUCACUGGAAAACGUCACAGAAUAGCGUACUGAAAAACAAAACGAACCAGUGAUACUUAGAGUCCUUCUAAGUAGUUGAUACAAACUGCAGGUAAAAGUGGGGCUUUUGGUGUGAAGAUGAGAGAUUCAAAUUUCUGAAAUAAAAUUACAAAAAAUUAGACGUUUACCAAGUGAUUUCUGGGGAUCUAGCAUCACCAACACCGCUUUUUAAUAGCGUAUGUUCUUAGUGUUCACCUGCAUAUUUGACCGUUUGUCACUGUUGUCGUAGUGACUACUUUCUGGAACGUAGAUCGGUUUUUUGUUGUACUUCUUGCGUAGGGACUGCGGGUGGGUUGAAGGUAUUCAGCAAAACUUCGAGCGGGAGACUUCUGUUUCUUCAUGUGUGAUUUGGGGCAAACUGUCUCCUUAGCUGAUUCCAGUGUCGAGUCUACCUGUCUCUUCCCAUCUCUACUUCAUACAUUACUUGGCCUAGCCUUUCGACCACAUGUGCUUCAAUUCAAAGGUCAUAGUUUGGUCUAUAAUCUUAAGCGAACACCGAACAUCCAGCCCUGUACGUUAGCAGCUCCUGCGACUUAGUUUUGAGUAGUGGUGGUCGUUUGAUUCUCAGAAGCAUCAGGUUUUGGACCAUCCUCAGUCUUCUUCAUAUGAAGAUCUCUGCUCUGAACUUCUGUUCUGAUAACGUAUCAUUUGGUGUCGUUCGAUAAACAAAUAAGAAAUCCUGUAGUAAUUCGACUGGCAUCCCCUCACUUUUUGACUUGAGUAGGGUCUUCUUAAACGUGUCCACAAGCCUUUCUGCUUGGCCAUUUGACUGUAAAUGGUAAGGGGGAGAGCGGAACUGAUUGAUGGCUAGCCGUCGGUAGAAUUAUUUGAACUGGCUGGAAGUGAACUGCGAACCGUUAUCCGAUGCAAUUAAAUCCAUUCUCCGUCAAGAGCUGUUGAGUUCUGGUCGUCAUUGGUGACACGAUGGGGAGGAUUUCUUGCCUUUUCAGAAACGCAUCAACUACAACUAAAUAAGUAGUCCCGUUGAUUGGGCCAGUGAAGUUGACAUAUAUCGUGCACCAAAGUUAUUCAGACUGUGGCCAUGAAAUUGGCGGCACUUUAGCGUUAAAUUUCGCCCCUUGUUAACACUGGUAACAUUCCGCGUUGUCUUCUGUCGAAAGCGAGGCGAUAACCUUGUCUCCUACCGUAGAGUGUUCACUGACAAGUGACAAAGCGUCUGCCUGACAGAAAUGUUGAGGUCAAAACUCAAUAGUACUAAGGCCCAACGCUGGAGACGAUUUGCAGAAUGGAAUGGAAUAACAGAUUUUGAACUGAAAAUCAUAAGAAGAGGCUUGUGGUCUGUUAGAAGAGUAAAUCUUUGACCGUAUAAGAACUUAUGGAAACGAUGAACCGCAAAGACAGGGGCCAGUGCCUCUUUCCCUACUUGGCUGUACUUCAUUUCUGCCGGAGUUAACGUUCUUGUUGCAUGCAUUUUAGCUUUUUCUGUCCCGCCCGGAAAUUGAUGUGAGACGACGGCACCAAGUCCAAAAGCUGAAGCAACCCAGCCUCAAUGAUUGGCAUGGACGAUUUUACUGAAACAACCGACGAUGGAUAUUAACGGUUAGCUGUUCUCUCGAUUAUUCAGCAACUUCUGCCUGUAAAUAAACAUCAGCAUGGUCCAACUUUACGAACUUCUCACCAUUCAGUAUAAUAUUUCCAAAAGGUCACUGGGUUAUCGUCCAUCUGCAUUCCGCAUGACUAAUGAUAACUUGAAGUAUUUUGUUUUCCCUUUGUAAUUAAGAUAUUUUUAGGUAUUCUUUUAUUUAUUGUUUAUAAGCUUUACGGUUCUGUCUGAAUAAAUUAUGCCUGAAUAUAAUUUUUUUCACAUCUCUUUUAAAAGGACAAAAUUGAGCUAAACCUAGUUAUGUCCUAUGUACGAUACAGGAAGUGUUGUCAUCAAUGUAGUCAUGCUUUCAGAUAUAUGUUCCUAUUUUGGAUAUUUUACAGUAACACCAUGUCAUGUGUAGCUGUUCUAAAGUUUGUUGCAAUAACCCAUGUUUUCACAUGAUUAGUUAUACACUUACCUUUACUAAUGAUAGUUAAAGGGGAGAAGAAUAUUCAAUGGUCAUCUAAGAUAAGUCAAAGUUUACUUAGUAGCUAAUGUGUAAAUAUUUUUUUCACCUUAGGAUCUAUCUUGGUUCAAGGAUCUGUUGAUCUAGGCAUCGAUAGGCAGAGUUGGAUGUUGCAUGCAGCUGUUCACAGUGCCAGACCAGAUGUCAGAUGUAUUAUUCAUUUAAGUACUUCAGCUGCAGUAGCAGUAUCAUGUACAAAUGCAGGUCUUUUACCAAUCAGUCAAGAAGCCAUGAUUUUGGGUGAGACACCUGUUUACGACCCGUUAAUUGUUUUGAAUAAUCUUCAGCAAAAUGGGGAAGAAGACUUAGACUCUCGUAAAGAGCGUCAUUUUGAUGCACAAAAAGCAGAAAUAUCUCGGAUAUUUUCGGAAAAAUCUCCCAGUUGUAUGGUUUUAUUGGUUCGUAGUUAUGGUCUCUUAGCUUUGGGACAAUCGAUUGAGGAAGCAUGGUUUAUUGCAUUUACAUCCAUGUUAGCGUGUGAAGCACAGUUACGUUUGGCGAGCAUCAGUUUGGAUGAAUUGGUUAUCCCUACCAAAGAAGCUCAAGAAGCCGCUUACUCCGUAGGACGUACUCCCUCUGCUGUUCAGUUGCGAGUUGGCGAAGUCACUGGUAGUUCAGGUUGGAGGCGUGGAGAACUUGAAUUCGAGGCAUUAAUGCGUAGAUUAGACUCUGCUGGAUACCAUACAGGUUAUGUUUACCGACUAAGUCAAGUACGCCAGGGUUCAACUGCUGCAUCGACUCUCCAGCGUCCGUCGGCAGAUUUGCUGGAUAAUGCCUCCACUCAAAAAUCUCGUGAUGCCACAGCCCAUGUUCGUCGUGCAGCUAGUCUUGGUCGUGGUCUUCGUGGCCUCAAAGAUGUAGAGAUACCGCCUACAGUUUCAUCUUUUGCAACUUCAUACUACGGGGAUGAGGAAAGUAGAGCUACUGCUAUUGCUGAAAUGAAAGCCAAAACACUUUCACUUUCACGUGCACAUUGGCUGAGUACACCAAAUGCGUACCUUCGGGAAGAGAUUGAAGAAGUGGGUACUCCGAAUCCUAAAAAGAUAACCCACUGGACAGAGGGGUCAGAUAUCAAUAAAACACGCACCGGUGGAGUAGCUGUCCCGCUGAUUGAUCCCAAUCAAUUUGCAUUGCAGGGUUCGGAUCCACAGGAGUUUAAAAAUCAACAGAAGAAGGUAAUAUUUCAAGUUAAAAAGCAUUGACAGGUUUAUAUACAUAUAUUGUUCGGGAGCACUCAAAACAAGGUCAUCUUGAUUGCUGUUAGAUGUUAUAAGAGCGAUGUUCAGCUCCUGUUUACUCUACUGUUAAAGGAUGUUCCUUCUUAAGGGACUCUAAUAGGAAACUGGACUGAAGAUGAUCAUAGGGGUCCGAAAACGUGACCUCAGAGCGUAAGCGUUAAUCUCUUGAUUCCGGUCACACGACCAGUUGGUGUUUGAUGUUUAAGCACCUUUUAUUUUCAGGACUUACUACCGGCAUUGUGAAUUACUGAUCCCAUGUAGGUUAUGCAGUUUUUAGCUCCGAUAUUUUCUAACCUCUCCCGUUGUGAAGAAAGAGGGUCACUCCUAGUGGUCUAGUGAAAACACCUUAUUGUCUUGUCUUUUCACCACAGUACAGUCGUUAGUACAACUGUACCUUCGGUCCUGAAGUUUUCUCCUUUUUAUUAUACCGCUCUUUAACCAACUUGCUUGUAUUGGUAGGACAUAAAGAAGCGAGUAUUUCAACCAAUGUAGAUCGAUUGAGUAAUCACUAGGUGAACCCAACCACCACAUCAAAAUAGUAGUUACAGUCUGGUCAGGAAGCCUUGAAUAUUCAUGAAGUGAGACAAAUUUAGUGGUUUAAAUAUGCUGUAUUUGAUGUGCAUUGCCAAGCACACAUAAACUAGGACGAAAUAUCUUUACAAUACUCCUUGUUUAACAUUGGUUCUCUGAUUGAUGUCAUUUCUCAAUAAACGUUACCUGCAAAAUAAAUAAAACCACUUCAGUUAAUUUACAGUAUUGUUACCUUAGUUUAAACAGACACUUAACAAGUUGUUAUCAAGUUACGUACAUGACAGAUGUGCAUUCGAUGUGUAGUGAUAUUUUAAAUUAAGUGCUAUUUGUGAAAUUGUUUGUAGAGAACAUAAUUUUGAAGCACUGCAUCUAAAGAUGGUAUUAUUUUUACCCAUUAUAUCGUAUUGGCUGUUCAGUUCAUUUCUGGAUCUACCGUUUCAGAAGUAUAGAAGUACUCAUCUUUGCUUUAUCAUUUAAUGUGUUCGAAACUUGAAGUUUACAGAUUGUUUGUCAUAUUAUUCUAGGUGAAAGAUAAAUAUUACAAGGAUGUAAGGUCUGCUGGACCAAAAUCUCGAAUUUUACAAGGUAUUGACUUAGAAGAUGAGUCAGAUGAAACUGAUGGGGGGAUCGCAUCACCUAAGGUUGUCAGUCCGAAAGGCACACUACUUCGAUUGGAUCCUUCCAACCCUCCGUCUCUGGAGCCUGGACAUGUUGUUGUGGUUGGGGCAGCUAGUAAAGGUAUCAUAAAUCGUAAUCAGAGACACAAUGUUGGUGUUUACCAGUCUCUAUACUCGCCAAAUCCAUUCGAUAGGAUGACAGACGAAGAUCUUGAGCGCUACAAAGAAAAUGUUGAACGCAAAGCUAAAGGUUUACCCUCAUUAGAGGAGGAAGAGGCAAGAGCUCGCAUAGAGGAAGCUCGGCAGGCUGUGGUGGUGGCACGAGAGGCGAUGGAAGCAGCCUCUCGUAUGGGUACAGAACAAAAAUAUAAUGGAGAACCUAGUUUAGACGUAAGUCGUAUUCAUGCAGUUCGGUCAGAUACCAGUGGAGCUGAAGCUAGCCAUGAUGAUACUGAAAAAGAGGCUAAAAAAGAUGACAGUAUAUCAGAAAGGAAAAAGAAGCGUCGUUUCAAAAUGCCUUCAUUUGCACGAAAAUCCAAGAUUAAAGAAUCGAAAGAAAAGAAAUAAAUAAAAUUGACGAUGAUAUUUGGUCUACUUUUUUAUAUAUAAGUAGGCAAUACAUCAAUGGCUUCAACUUUUUCAGCAUUAGAAUCAUGCGCCGAAUUGAAUUUAGUCUGAGAUACUUUAUUGUUUUUUUUCAAUUGCUUCACAUCAGUGCGCUCAGCUUUAUGUCUGUCUGGUUACCAAUUUUCAACUACGUACGCCGUUAUUGUUCGGGCUUACAUCGAAUAUAAUUCACCUCGCCUUAAUUUUCCUGCAAUGUCGAAUAUAUAGAUAAGAUCUUGAUUUAAUCCUCACAUUUCUACGUUUAAUCCCUAAUCUACUAACUUAUGGCUUUUUGUGAAAUUUCUUAUUAUUCAUGCUGAUCUUUCGCCGUGUCUGUUUGUUUAAUUUUAAUUUUUCUUGCUUUGUUAGGAAUUAUGCAUUCAUUGUUCUUGCGAAGGAGUUAAUAAAAUCCUGAUUUUGUCAAUUGUUCGUUGUUACUCCUGUGUAGUUUUUAUAAAUGUAUCUUGAAAAUCGUAUACUGAAUCCACUAUGGCUUUAUUGAUAAUCUUUUAUUUUCUCUACUGGUUUAUUAUUUGCAUCUAUAAACGUUCUUUUUUAUUUAUAAGUUUCAGUCUUGCUACAUGAAGAUUCUGAUAGAUUGUAUUCUCCAGGAUAUCCAUACCGAAAACGUAAAAAUAUUCGGAUACGAUUCUCAUCUUGAUUAUGUACUGGUUUGCUUCGAUCUGUCGUUUAGCAGUCAGUCAACUGCAAAGUAAAACCUGGCACAUUUGUAUCAUUUCAAGUUGCAGCAUUACAUCAGCGUAGUGAAAUAAAAUUACCAAAAGUAGUAGUAGAGUGAGCAGAACACCCGUGGGGACAAUCGAAUGUAUUUAACACAAAAUUACAGGACUUGUUAAUAAAAUCUAACAAUCAUAAAGUAAACGCUUAAUUUGCAAAAUGUCCAUCAAUUGUCUCAAAAUGACUCAGACUUCAUUGUUCUUGCAUCUUCAUACAAAUUGCAUUCUGUUUCCAUUCUUUACUGUUCGAUCCUCUUGUCUCUCUGCUGCCAGACCUUCUGUUCACGACUAACAUCAUAUACUACUUAUGUCAAUAUAAGUAGCACACACCGCACUCGUUCCCCCUUUCAAGCAGUCAUUCUUGCGGUGGUUCAUGCUCGACGUGUAUCAAUAGUAGAAAAUAUAGAGUAUAAAAAGAAAACAUUUUCUAAGGAGAUUUCAGUAUUCAUAAUUUAAGGGAAGGCUAAAAGUGAGUGCAUCUGUUCUAUUUCUAUCUAUUCUGAGCCAUAUCAUCCGAUAUCUCCAACCACUGAUCGAUAGAGAUUUGUGCUGGUUACUACUUUGUUGAUCCGUCUAAUAUUCACAGUUGUCUCGAUAUUCAAACUCAUAACUGGCAUGUUUUUAUGCUAGUAAUACAUGGAGGAAUCGUUCAUCUGAUAGGUUAACUUUUAUUUCUUUCAUACAAAUUCAUUUAUUAACUUGAAAUUACCAAGGACACUGAUUAAAGCAGAAUCACACGAAUUCAUUAGAUUUCGUUAUUUUCUCACCGACUGCUUACGACUAGUUAUAUUUCAAGAUAAAGAAUCGCAAAUGGAAACCAGCAUAAUUAUAGAAAUAAAGUUUAUCAGAAGUUAGUGUACAAAUGUAUCAGUAUAGUGUAGUAAGAAUGCAUAUCUUAGAAAUAAAUCGAAAUGUUAGAAUUGAAAUAUUAUAUGUUAAGAUUAGUUCCGAAAUAUUGACUUAGCUUAGUAUCAAAAGACCGCAGGGUGGUAAGUAAGUGAUUCUGUAAUGAAAUACACGGAGAGAUAUUAGUGAUUGUUGAGAAUAGGAUGAGUUAGCGUCAGUUCUGUUCAGGCGUGUAGUGACACAUUUAUGCUCAGUGUCACUGGAUAAUCGUAUGAUCCGUCACUGGUUGACCAUUUUGAUAUCCACUCGCAGUGAAACCUGGUUUCAGAUUCUAUCAGUGGAUUAAAUGUAGGCGUACUCUACUUUGUCAGAAGCUAGGCCAAAAUACUUGUUUAUUACUUCCUGAUUUUCGGUGGUUUUUUCAAAAUAGAACUAAUCUCUUCAGCUAACCAAAUGGACAUUAGAGUGCUUUGAUUAAAAAUAGAACAACAAAAAGUGACUUAAGAAAUCAUGUAGACAGUGCCCAUAGACACAUUUCUAUUCUGUCAAUUUGACGAUACAUCGUACUAUUAAAAGAGAAGUGGAUAUUCUUCGGGUACAUAACUAGUAGUCAUUUGAAAUCGGAUCCUAAUAAAGUUAAGAGAUUAGUAUUUCGGUCAACAAUGUUAUUGUGUUUGAGACGGUGCACUCUAAUGAAUAGGAAUGUUAAGACAAAGAGGACAAUAUACUUGCAAGUGAUAUCUAUGUGGUACAAUCUGUUGUCAAGCUUAAAUAAUUCAUAUCAAGUAGAUCUGCAUAGUCGUUGGUCAGUACGUUCUAUACUACUUUCUAAUUAGCCGGCAAUCUUGUGGUGAGGUAAACUGAUCAUUGCGUAGAUCUUACUGGGACAUUUUGUUUAUGAAUCUUCGUUUUGCUGGCUUUGUAACAUUGUGGAGUAUAGGGACCUAUGAAAUCUAUCUGAGGUUUCAAUUUGUGUGCUUUGAAAUUAUCAGGGUCAUCUCUACAAUUUGGAUUUCUUCAGCCUUCAUUCUAAUAUACAGUUAUAUUUGUAUAAUAUAUAUUUAUGCUAUAUUUAUUCAAUCAGUCAAGAGUAUUCAUCAUCGUUUUACAGCAGAUGUGCAUGAAUUUGGAAGCUAUGGAAGAUGCAAUUGGAAAUCUAUUUCUAUUUUAUAUGAUAAGUGAUAGUUUGAAAUCUUUGUUUUUUUUCUGUUUAACACUGAUCCACAAAAUAUAUGCUCAAUAAUGUAGGAAGUAAUACCUAUUCAGAAAUUCUAUAUAAUUGAGCAUGAUUUUUAAGAGUAGGGGAUAUUCAUAGGUUACUUGUACUUGAUUAUAUGUCUUCGAACCUUUACUCGUAUUUUUUCGGGACCACUGAAUGAGCAGAGUUGGGGUAUUGGAUAAGGUAUGGAGUGUACUAAAUCGGCUGAUAAAGUAGUAAAUUUUCGUCAACCGAUGUGAUUGGGACAUCUUUUACGUAUGUCCAACUACUGCCUAUCUUGAUGGACGAUGUUUUUUGAUGUAAGAGUAGGUUGGAAGACCAUUUGGGGCGGCCAAAUUAAGACUUCGUAUCAGUUCAUAUAGUCAUUGACUAUUGGACCGACCAAAUAUAGGUAGAUGAAGACUACAUGAUUGGGGUCCGGUGAUUAUCAUCACCAAAGGUUAGAGAAUUUAGGUGACAUGUCUCGAAAUUGUACGCAGGUGCAUUAACUCUUUUGUCUUUCCCAAGUUCCGAGAUCUCAAAAUCAUAUCUUUAAACCUUUACCAAUACCUAAACUUUUGUAUUAUGAUAGUAAUUAUUAUUACCGAUAUAGUUAGUACUACUGCUACUACUGGGUUGGUUUUGAAAAUUUCAUCUCACUAAUGUUAAUGUGGUAUAUAAACUUUGGCCGAUGAAUAUGUGUUAGGUUUUAUGUUUCAUUAUAACUGAGUGAUUGAUUGUAUGGUGAUAAGUUUCAUGUCAACUUAAUCCACCACGUUCUUAUAUAUUUAUACAGCAAUGUUGAACUAAGUCAUCAAUUCAUUAUUUAUUCUCGCUAUCUUUGUAUUAACAAAUUUAGGAUGAUUUAUAGUUAUAAAAUUAAUUAGAUAAAUCUUUCAGGAUCAUCAUUCGACAGUCAAAUUCCAUUCGUUUUAAAUUCUCCGGAGCCAUAGCCACCAAACACCUCAAGCCAUAUUUAUGUAUCCAAAAAGAAAAUGUUUCUUCACGAUGACGACGUCAUCCUUGCAACUUUUUUUCUCCAUCUUAUUUUAAUUGUAUCAUUUCAUCCAAAUUCAUAACUGUAUAUUUAAUUGACUGAUGUCAUCUGACGGGAUGUCCGGACAAUGUAGAAGACCGUGAGGACCAGUGGAAUAGCAACGGAAAUGAGGAGAUACAACGUGACGGUUGUCAAGAUUAGUGAAACCCAUUAGAUCCAAGCUGGACAGAAAACAUCAGCUUCGGGAAAGGUGCUGUUUACCCUAAUCAUGAAGACAAAAAUACUUCGCACACAAAAAGAGUCCCACCGAUUCUGUAUAAAGAAGCACGAAAUGCAAUUAUAGGAUGAGAAUCUCAUGGAUCCAGAAUCAUCGAAAUAUCCUUCCAAACAAAGAAGAGGAGAAUCACAAUGAAUAUUAUCCAAUGUUAUUCACCCACCAAUAAUAGCAAUGACGACGAUAAGGAUCAGUCCUACCAUAGGCUGCAAUGGAUCAUAGCGAUGUGUUUAGUAAAUGACCUGACCAUGUUGAUGAGAGACCUAAUCGCUAAAGUCGAACUGGACAACACCGUGUAUGAAGAUACCGUGAGAUAACAUAGACUAAGAGAAAGGAACGAUAAUGGAAAGAGGUUUGGGAAUGUAUGUGCAUUCAGCAGAAUGGUUAUAGGCGACAAAAUAUUCCCUCAUAAACGCAUACACAAAGUAAUAUUGGUCUCAUCGGAUCACACUACAGAGAAGCAGAUGGAUCAUAUCUGUAUGACUGAAACAUUCAGAAGGUCAAUGGAUGUCGUGAUAACUAGAGGAAGAGCCGACAUAAAUUGAGAUAACCAUCUGAUGGUGGUCAUGAUGAGACUGAUGGCAAAGAAGGACUGGAUGACUGGAGAAGCGGCAGAUACAAGUAUUUAUAAACAAUUGUCUACACAACAUACUCAAUGCUCGUUGACCGGAUACCAUCUGCAACAGUGUACUGUGGGAGAGAACAAACAAGCUCCACUCUGAAGAGGAAAUUAGAAAAAGACGUUGGAUGUGGACAGGACAUACACUGAUGAAAUCACUGAUUUGGAUCACAAAGCAAACCGUGACAUGGACUCAUGAAGGGAAAGGGAAGAGAGGAAAACCAAAGAACACAGUGUAUGGAGAAUUGUAAUCAGACAUGAAAAGGAUGAAUAUGAACUGUAAAUAACUGGACAGUAUUACCGAUGAUGUAGUUGGAUGAAGAAUGCUGGUGUGUGGUCUAUUCUUCUUCAUAAGGGGUACUAAGUGUACGUAAGUAAGAUCUCAAAUCGUGCUACUCUUAAUCACUAUUAGUUUUUGUCCAACCACUUUAUUGUUUAAUCCAUGAUCUCUUGUAACUUCGUCUGACGAUCUAGAAUAUUGUUUGAAAUAUUAUAUUUAGUUAUAUUAUUAUAUACUUUAUUACUUCACCGCAAUGAUACGUAUCCAACUUCUCUGUUAUAAUUAAGUAAACUUUACAAUAAUUUUAAAAUAUUACAUGUUGUUAACGGAUGAUGAGAACCUAACGAGUUAAAAUGUGUUCAUGUUAUUCUGCUCAUUUUUUUCCCUUUUUUCAUGAUAAUAAAAGAAGACAAGUG